Molecule: messenger RNA, 351 nt
Organism: Aspergillus campestris IBT 28561
Lineage: Eukaryota; Fungi; Ascomycota; Eurotiomycetes; Eurotiales; Aspergillaceae
Product: alpha-ketoglutarate dehydrogenase subunit KGD4
Exons: 2
Coding region: 1-351 (116 amino acids)
Biological process (GO): 2-oxoglutarate metabolic process
Source: RefSeq, a predicted model, not a curated record
AUGGCUCUCGGAAAUGCUGCCCGCACCCCUCUCAUCCGCUUCCUCGGUCGCCGUUCCGUCCCUAAAUCUCUGGAUCACACUCCCCGCCCUCAUCCCGCCUCCCCCUCGGGCUCUCUUCCCGACUCCUUCGCCGCCUACCGCGUCAAGGCCCAGCAGCAUGGUCCCCUGGGCCGUGCCUCGUUCGUUUCCGGUGCCAUCGGCCGUAACGCCGGCGCCUCCCUCGGCCCCGUCCAAGCCAAGCAAGGCGAAUUCUUCGACCGUGAUGAGCUCCCCUCGCGCUUCCACCGUCUGCCCUUCACCGAGGCCGAGAUCGAGGCCGUCGAGACCGGUGGCGCCAGCCUCUACGCCUGA